Coregonus sp. 'balchen' is the source of this 10431-nucleotide messenger RNA. The record is from the annotation of a GenBank genome assembly. NCBI's taxonomy places the organism in Eukaryota, Metazoa, Chordata, Actinopteri, Salmoniformes, Salmonidae.
CCAGAAUUGACCAAGCCCUUGUCCACCCAGUCUCCUGCCGCCCCCAGCUCUGCUUCCCCCAGCCCUGGACCCACCCCCUCGGCAUCCUCCUCCCCUGCCACCGCGGCUGCAGGCGGCGCCCCCCCUCAGGGCGGGAACAAUGCGAAGCGGCCGGCGGUGGCCAACGGACAGCCCCCCGCAGCAGGCACCCAGGCCCCCCAGCGCUACAUGCCCCGCGAAGUGCCCCCGCGAUUCCGCUGCCAGCAAGACCACAAAGUGCUACUGAAGAGGGGCCAGCCGCCGCUGUCCUCCAUGCUACUGGGGGGAGGCACUGGGGCAGGAGGGGGAGACGGCCCUAAUCCAACCAUGGCUGCUGCCUCAGGUGGGUGUCUGGCAGGAGUUGAAAUGGAGCAUCAUGCAAAGUUAGGCUCUGUUUGAAUACUUUAGAAGUGCAUCCCACUUUCCCUUCUUUGUCUUGGUAGAAUGUUUUGGGGAAAACAAUCUGUUUUUUCUGUGUCCAAGUCUGUAAAGAUUGGGCGGCAGUCAAUGUGUGUGUCUACUUUAACCUUCCAUUUAGGCAUUAAUCAUGUGUCUUUAUGUUGUUUCCCGUCCAGAUUCCAGUCCAGGCUAUGUGGGUCCAGCUGCACCCUCACUGCCCCUCACCUCAUCAUCCUCCUCAUCGUCAAUCGCUGCUUCUUCUUCUUCUUCAAAUUAUGCAAAUUCCACGUGGGGGGCGGGCUCUGGCAGCCUGCCCUCCUCUCAGGGCAGGGAGAAGGUCAUCGUGGACGGCUCGGACCUGGAGGAGUGGCCUAGCAUCGCCACUGGCGACGGGAGCGGAGCAGUGGGAGGUGGAGCUUCAGGGCCAGGAAGCGGUAGUGAGUCGUCGGGGGAGGGCGGUGGUGGAAUGCAGAACAGCUGUGCCUCAUGGAAAGGUGGCGAUCCUGGCAGUCCUUCACCCACUUCCUCUUUCUCAAUGUCCAAUGAAUGUAUGCUGUCCGGCAGUGUGGUGUGGGGGUCUGCUGCCUCACAAUGUCCUGUAGGAGUGAAUGCAGCCCCAGGGGUGUCAUUGCCCACCAUUCCCAAAUCCUCCCCUCUCCCAGUGGGCCCUGAUGGCUCCCUUGGUGGCAGUGCGGGGAUCCCUGGUGCCAACUUCAACCCAAAUGCCAAUCCUUCCGCCUGGCCUGCCCUAGUGCAGCAGGAUGGAGCUGGGGCAGCUUCCUCUGAGGGUGCCCCCCCCUCUUCCCUCCAGAGCCAGGCUGGGUCUCUGUCUGCCAACAACCCUCCCCCAGCCCUGGGGAACCCACCUCUAGCUGUGAAUCAAUCCGCUCAUCAGCACCAACUUCACCAAAUGCAAUCCAGAGACAGAGAGCACCCAACGGACGGGGGGUGGGGCGGAGCGGCGCUGGAGUCCGGAGCGGGACCAAAAAAUGCGGGGACAGGGGAGGGAGCCGAUAUAGACUGUGGGGUAGGAGGCAACGGGGGAGACAACCUCUCUGCUUCCCAAACCUCUUCCUCCUCAUGGAGAGGCCAGCCUUUCCCCGCUGCUAACUCCAAAACGGGUGCCUCAAGGACUGAUGGUUGGGAAGGGGGAACUGCUGAGGGUGGUGGAGGCUCGCGGUGGGGGUACAGCGCUCAGGGGGGUAAUGGAGGGAAAGCCUGGGGUGCUGGAAGUGGGGGUAACACUCAGACCCCCGGGGUAUCUCAGGGAGGGUGGGGAGGAGGAGGAGAGCAAGGCUCUUCAGUUGGAGACUGGGGAGGUAAUUCAGGUGGGAUGGGUGGAGGUGGAAAUCCAGGAGGGGAGGCUGGUGGUGUCGGCGGCCGUAGCAGUAGCAGCAGCAGCAGUGGGGGCAGCAUCGGCAACCCCCCUGCUGCCUCUUCCUCUCCCAAAUCAUCCACCACUACGACAAGAGCUUGGGACAAUCAGAAGGGAGUUGGAGGGGGGGACGGAGGGGCAGGGGGGGACACAGGGGAGUGGGGGGGAGGCCAGGGCGGAAGAGGAGGUAAUGCUUCAUCCAGCGGUGGGGGAAACUCCAGAGGUGGAGGCGGCGGCAAUCACAAUCAACACCACGGGUACGGCCACCACCGGUAUUCCCAUCCCCCACCACCCAACCCUGAAGUGGCCUUACAGGCAAUGCUCAGCCGCAAUGACCUGGACCCGCGCGUCCUCUCCAACACGGGCUGGGGCCAGACCCAGAUCAGACAGAACGUGGCCUGGGACCUAGAACCAGGAAAAGGAGGUUCUGGGUCGAUUGCUUCAUCCAAAAACUCUUCACCUCCCAUUGGUCCGUCUUCUCAAUACUCCACUGGCUCUGCUUCAACUACUGAUUCUCCUUCCCUUCUCCCUGGCUCAGUUCCCAACCUGAACUCCAACCCUUCCCUGGGGACCUCUGGUAGCUCUGGGGAGGGCUGGGAGAGUGGUGGUAACAGCAGCAACAGUUGCAGCAACUCCCUACCCAACCGAGGACCACCUCACCCGGGAUCCAACAUGAGGAAUCCUUCUGGUGUCACACAAUCGGGGUCAAUGACCACUGGAGCAGGUAUGGGAGGAGGAGGAGGAGGCCUUGGACCAGGCCAGGGGAAGCCUACAGGAUGCUGGGGUGGGGUAGGACCAGGGGAGAGCCAAGUAAAAGGAUGGGGGAACGAAGGGUCAGAGUGGGGUGGAGGAAGGGAACGCAGUAGAGGUGGUGGAGGAGGAGGGUGGGCCGAUAAUGGACAACAGGGUAACCAAGGUGGAGGUGGCUGGGGAGGCAGCCAGGAGGAGAAAGGGACAGGAGGAGGAUGGAAGGAGAUGGGGAGGGAUGGAGGAGGGUGUGGUGGACAGAGGGAGAGGGGUGGGGGGGACUGGGGAGAGCGAGAGGCCAAAUCAAGCAGUGGAGGAUGGGGAGAGGAUAGGAAAGGAGGUGGGGGAGACUCAGAAAUCGGUACGUGGGGUAGCUGGGACGAGGGAGCCCCGAGGAGAGCCUGGGGGACAGGAGGUACGGGUGGAGGAGGGGCAGGUGUGGACAUGGGGGGCUCCAAACCCCACCAGGGACGUUGGGGGGGUGGGAAAAUGCACCCGUCACAGAUGCCAAACAGCCAGACGGCCUCUCUGAAAGGCCCCAUGGCACAAAAGCAGCAGCAACAAUCACAGCAGCCGCUACCGCAGCAAGCGCUGGACCCAGGGGACAUACAAGGAGGAGGGGGCUGGGGGAGACCAUCGGGCCCCCAGGCCCAGAACCAAAGCAGCUCCGGCUGGACGGCCGGACCCAUCCCCAGCGGUCCUAAGGGAGGAGAGGGGCCGGAGUCCAGCGGGUGGGAGGAACCUUCACCACAAUUCAUUAGCAGGAAGAUGGACAUUGACGAUGGGACGUCGGCUUGGGGAGACCCCAGCCAGUUUAAUAACAAGGCUGUCAACCUGUGGGAGAAGAACGGCGCUCCAGCUGGUCAGCAGCUGCCAAUGCACGGCCAAGGACCAGGACCACCGCCCCAACAGCAGCAGCAGCAGGGGCCUCCAGCUCUACAGCAGCAGCCUGGGCCUGGGAGGCAGCCCACUGGGAUGGGAGGCAGGGACAUCAACCCUAGCCAUGGACCUGGACCUGGGAAAGCUCCAGGGAUGGGUAAGAGACUAGCUGUUAGGCUAAUGUGCUAUACUUUAUGAUGCUGGGCUGUUCGCAUUGAUUUUUGAAUAUAAGAUUAGGCCUAUUACCUAUCUUAUAGACAUGUGGAGUGGAAGGAAGGAUUUGAUGUUAAAGACAUAAUGGAUAAGCCUUGUAGAAAUCAAUCUUUUCCCAGAAACCUAUAGAGCACAGUACAUAAAUCAAACAAACCACUAUCACUGAUGGAUACAUCCCUAUGCCUGCCUGUGUGUGUAGCUCCAUCGUCUGGCUGGGAUGGUGGCUCUCCCUCAGACCCCCCGGUGGACAACGGCACCGCAGCCUGGGGGAAGCCCACUGAGACCCCCACCGGCUGGGGAGACCCUGGGGAGGACCCUGGGAAGAACACCUCUGGCUGGGGAAACCCCUCACCCAAUCCCAUCAAAUCUGGUAAGGGAACUAACUACUGUAACGCCUCAAAAAGACCUGACGAUGUCUGACUAGGAACAGUGCAUUCAGAGAGUAUUCAGACCCCUUGACUAUUCCCACAUUUUGUUACGUUACGGCCUUCUUCUGAAAUGGAUUAAAUAGUUUUUCCCCCUCAUCAAUCUACACACAAUACCCCAUAAUGACAAAGCAAAAACAGGGUUGUAGACAUUUUUGCAAAUGAAUAACAAAAAAAAACGGAAAUAUCACAUUUACAUAAGUAUUCAGACCCUUUACUCAGUACUUUGUUGAAGCAUCUUUGGCAGCGACUACAGCCUCGAGACUUCUUGGGUAUGACGCUACAAGCUUGGCACACCUGUAUUUGGGUAGUUUCUCCCAUUCUCCUCUGCAGAUCCUCCCAAGCUCUGUCAGGUUGGAUGGGAGCGUUGCUGCACCGCUAUUUUCAGGUCUCCAGAGAUGUUAGAUCGGGUUCAAGUCCGGGCUCUGGCUGGGCCACUCAAGGACAUUCAGAGACUUGUCCCGAAGCCACUCCUGCGUUGUCUUGGCUGUGUGCUCAGGGUUGUUGUCCUGUUGGAAGGUGAACCUUUGCCCCAGUCUGAGGUCUUGAUUGCUCUGGAGCAGGUUUUCAUCAAGGUUCUCUCUGUACUUUGCUCCGUUCAUCUUUCCCUCGAUCCUGACUAGUCUCCCAGUCCCUGCCCCUGAAAACAUCCCCACAGCAUGAUGCUGCCACCACCAUGCUUCACCAUAGGGAUGGUGCCAGGUUUGCUCCAGACUUGACACUUGGCAUUCAGGCCAAAGAGUUCAAUCUUGGUUUCAUAAGACCAGAUAAUCUUGUUUCUCAUGGUCUGCAUCCUUUAGGUGCCUUUUGGCAAACUCCAAGUGGGCUGUCAUGUGCCUUUUUACUGAGGAGUGGCUUCCGUCUGGCCACUCUACCAUAAAGGCCUGAUUGGUGGAGUGCUGCAGAGAUGGUUGUCCUUCUGGAAGAUUCUCCCAUCUCCACAGAGGUACUCUGGAGCGCUGUCAAAGUGACCAUCGGGUUCUUGAUCACCUCCCUGACCAAGGCCCUUCUCCCCCGAUCGCUCAGUUUGGCCGGGCAGCCAGCUCUAGGAAGAGUCUUGGUGGUUCCAAACUUCUUCCAUUUAAGAGUGAUUGAGGUCAAUUUUGUUGGUACCCUUCCCUAGAUCUGUGCCUUGUCACAAUCCUGUCUCGGAGCUCUACGGACAAUUCCUUCGACCUCAUGGCUUGGUUUUUGCUCUGACAUGCACUGACAACUGUGGGACCUUAGACAGGUGUGUGCCUUUCCAAAUCAUGUCCAAUCAAUUGAAUUUACCACAGGUGGACUCCAAUCAAGUUGUAGAAACAUCCCAAGGAUGAUCAAUGGAAACAGGAUGCACCUGAGCUCAAUUUUGAGUCUCAUAGCAAAGGGUCUGAAUACUUAUAUUUCUUUUAGGUUUAAUACAUUUGCAAAUAUUUCUAAAAACCUGUUUUCACUUUGUCAUUAUGGGGUAUUGUGUGUAGAUUGAGGAACAUUUUUUAUUUAAUCAAUUUUCGAAUAAGGCUUUACCGUAACAAUGUGGAAAAAGUCAAGGGGUCUGAAUACUUUCCGAAUGCACUGUAUAUGUGUAUGCAAAAAAUUUUUUUGUAUUCCGAGGAUUUCAUUUAGAAAAAGUCCAUGUUAUCACACAAACCUGCAGCCGCUAGCUUGUCAGUUGACGUUUGAAGUUAGUGCCGUUCUGACCACGGAGCAGUGACCGAGUUCUAGUGCGCAGCGACCACUUUUGACCAUGGCCGUAAUAAUAUUAUAUUCACUCUAAUCAUGCUAAAUCUUCAGAGUAAAUCUUCUGUAACUUUUGAACCAUAUAUGGUAGAGACAUAGAGUUUGUUUACAAAAUGUCUCCCAAAAAUCUGGACACAGUCAAAGAUUUGCAGUGUCAUUGUAACACAUAGCAUAUUAUUGGUGUAAUAAUGCUACUCAUUGUUAUUUCCCUAGCAGGUUCAAAGUCUAUGCAAGAAGGAGGCUGGGGUGAGGGAGACCAGGGAUCGGUGGCUGCCUCGCGUCACUCCAGCUGGGAGGAAGAGGAGGAGGAGGGAGGAGCAGGGGUGUGGAACAGCAUUGGGUCCCAGGGCAGCAGCUCUUCCUACAACAGUGGGGGCUGGGGCCAAGGUCACGGGGGCAAGAAGCCCAACAGCAAGGUAGGACAGCAUCCACAAUGGGUUUGGUUAUAUUUUGUAUGGUUGUUGCCUCAUUCAGAUACUUGAGAGGAGUUGGAUUGAGACCUUGGCUUCUUGUUUCAUAAUGGUUGUUCCAGAAAAAAACCUACUGCCAGAAAUGUUAUAUCUGUAUGUUUGUCUCUCAGGCUCCCCUGAAGAGUGGAGGAGGAGACUCCUGGAUGAACCCCAUGAACAAACAGUUCUCCAACAUGGGGCUCCUGGUAAGUUUCAGAGAAAAUACAAGGUUUAGAGCCCAUAGACAUCCACUGUGUGGGCACGCAUAGGUUGUGUUUGCGAUACUGUAUGUCGUGAGAAAUGUUUUGUAAAUAUUACAAUGAGGAUGCCAUGCCAAUAGUUAUGUUGGGGUUGGUUAUGAUGGUGGUAGUGAUGAAGAUAUGUGCUGUGUUUGCAGGGUGAUGAUCCUAGUGGGCGGCCUCUGGACUUGGCCCCUGGUCCUCCUCAGGAUAAGAAAAUGGAAGGAGAGAAGCGAGGGAUGGGCCUGAACGACUACAAUGGAGAGAUGCGUAAAGGAGGGCAGAGAGGUGUGGGAGGAGGAGGGAUGGUCUACCGUUCACCUGGUUCCAAAGAGAUGGGGCCUGGCGACCCUGGGCCUUACUAUGACAAGGUUGGUACCCCAGACAUCACAACGCUCUCUGGAUGUGUCCCAAAUGGCACCCUAUUCCCUUUAUAGUACACUACUUUUGGCCAAAACUAGUGCACUCUAAAGGGUAUAGGGUUCCAUUUCGGACGCAACUGCUGUGUGACUUUGAUUGUUCUCAAAGUAUCUCUUGUCUCGUUAACACUUUCAUCUAUGUCUCUUUCUUCCCUCCCCCACUUCUUUUGGUAUCCUUCUUCCUGUCCCCACCUUCUUUUGGUAUCCUUCUUCCUGACCCCACCUUCUUUUGGUGUCCUUCUUCCUGACCCCUCCUCCUUUUGAUAUUUUUCUUCCUGUCCCUUCCCUGUCUUGCCUACUUCUUCCCCCAAAUUGGGAAACUACUUCGAUUGGCUGUCACUGCGAUCAGCAGACCUUGCCUUUCACCAAUCAGGAUGGGUGCCUUGGGGAGGAGUACUCUCCGCCCACUGUCUACAAGCCCUCCCCCCUCUACAACCACACUAUCCCCCCUAGACAAGUAAGGCUGUGUCGCUCUGUCUCCAUCAGACCAUCAGCUCAUUGCUUCACUAUUUACCUGGUCCCAGAUCUGUUUCUGCUUUAGCCAACUCUAUUGUUGUUAUUCCAUAAGUACAUAAAGAUCUGUGACCAGGCUACUUCACCACAUCUCCCUGUAGAUAUAAACUUAUCUUACUGUCCAUCCCUCAAAUUGUAUUCUUAAAAAAUCAAUGAGUACAUAUCAUUAAUUUAAAAGUUAAAAAAAUGUAUGUAUCAAUCACAGAUUUUCCCUUUUAAACAUCAAGUAAAAAAUACCCCAAAAUCAGCUCCUCUGUGUCAAUGUCAUUUCCCACCCUAUCACCCUCAUCUUAAUGUCUGUUAAAGAGUCAGCCAUGUUUGUAACCCUCUCCCUCCCUCUAUCUGUUCCCUUGUCAGGGUGGUCAUAACGUGUUUGGCAGCAGCGGUGGUGGGAUGCCCCCGUCCAGACACCAGCCCGGUGUGCCACCCAUAAACCCGUCCGCAGGGAUACGAGCACAAGUGCCUCAUCAGUUCCUGUCACCUCAGGUACAGUUUUUUAUAUAUUUUUUAUACAUUUGAUCAGACUCUAGAAGUAAUCAGUUGUUUUAACGUUCACCUUUACAAGGCUUUUUUCAACAGACUUGCGGAUCAAUAUCCCUUAUGUAAAUCAGUCUCCUAUAUGCCCCAACCUCUGCUCAGAACAAUAGAUGUUUGGUCCGUUGGCUUCUUAGUAAGUUCUUUCUGUGAAACAUGUUGUUUCCAGAGAUGUGAUUUAUUUCACCAGCCUGCCUUGAUCAUCGGCUAAUGGAAGUGAUUAGGUGACCACACUCAAUGGAGGAAGAAACCCUCACCAAAUCGAUGAGUAGUGCACUCACUGAUUUGCUGUUUUCAGAAAGAAUGUGCUAGACAGAAGAUACUUUAUAUUCCACGUUCCCAUGGUAACACCGAUGGUCCGUGUUCCAGGUGCCAGGUUCCGUGCUGAAGCAGAUGCCGCCUCCCAGCACCAGCGUAGGUGGAGUCGGGGGUGGGGUGGGGGGUGUAGGAGGGGGCGUGUUCCCCCCUCAGCUGUCCCCCCAGCACAUCGCCAUGCUGAGCAGCAUCUACCCCCCGCACAUCCAGUUCCAGCUGGUGAGUAGCUAUACUCAUAUACAACUCUAGAAUGAGCACAGUAGUGGUCAGAGAACAAAGCCUUGAGGAACACCAAAACUUACCUUAGAUUUGUUCUGAUUAAAGCCAUGUUGGCUGAACCAUCAAUGUUUUUAUAUACCUAUAUAAAAGGUAUAUACAUAUUCGGAAAGUAUUCAGACACGUUCACUUUUUCCACAUUUUACGUUACAGCCUUAUUCUAAAAUAUAUAUUUUUUUUUCUCAUCAAUCUGCACACAAUACCCCAUAAUGACAAAGCAAAAACAGGUUUUUAGAUAUGUUUGCAAUUUUUUAUUUUAUUUUUUACAACAACUGAAAUAUCACAUUUAUGUAAGUAUUCAGACCCUUUACUCAGUACAUUGUUGAAGCACCUUUGGCAGCAAUUACAGCCUUGAGUCUUCUUGGAUAUGACGCUACAAGCUUGGCGCGCCUGUAUUUGGGGAGUUUCUCCCAUUCUUCUAUGCAGAUCCUCUCAAGCUCUGUCAGGUUGGAUGGGAGCGUUGCUGCACCGCUAUUUUCAGGUCUCUCCAGAGAUGUUAGAUCGGGGUCAAGUCCGGGCUUUGGCUGGGCCACUCAAGGACAUUCAGAGACUUGUCCCGAAGCCACUCCUGCGUUGUCUUGGCUGUGUGCUUAGAGUCGGUGUCCUGUUGGAAGGUGAACCUUUGCCUUGGAGCAUGUUUUCAUCAAGGAUCUCUCUGUACUUUGCUCCGUUCAUCUUUCCCUCGAUCCUGACUAGUCUCCCAGUCCCUACCGCUGAAAAACAUCCCCACAGCACCAUGCGUCACCGUAGGGAUGGUAUUGGCCAGGUGAUGAGCGGUGCCUGGUUUCCCACAGACGUAACACUUAGCAUUCAGGCCAAAGAGUUCCAUCUUGGUUUCAUCAGACCAGAGAAUCUUGUUUCUCAUGGUCUGAGAGUCUUUAGGUGCCUGUUGGCAAACUCCAAGCGGGCUGUCAUGUGCCUUUUACUGAGGAGUGGCUUCCGUCUGGCCACUCUACCAUAAAGACCUGAUUGGUGGAGUGCUACAGAGAUGGUUGUCCUUCUUGAAGGAGGAACUCUGGAGCUCUGUCAAAGUGACCAUCGGGUUCUUGUUCACCUCCCUGACCAAGGCCCUUCUCCCCCGAUUGCUCAAUUUGGCCGGGCGGCCAGCUCUAGGAAGAGUCUCUUUGAUUCCAAACUUCUUCCAUUUAAGAGUGAUUGAGGCCAAUUUUUUUGGUACCCUUCCCCAGAUCUGUGCCUCAACACAAUCCUGUCUCGGAGCUCUACGGACAAUUUCUUCAUGGCUUGGUUUUUGCUCUGACAUGCACUGUCAACUGUGGGACCUUAGUGUGUGCCCUUCCAAAUCAUGUCCAAUCAAUUGAAUUUACCACAUGUGGACUCCAAUCAAGUUGUAGAAACAUCUCAAGGAUGAUCAAUGGAAACAGGAUCCACCUGAGCUCAAUACCGAGUAUCAUAGCAAAGGGUCUGAAUACUAAUGGAAAUAAGGUUUUUCUGUUUUUUUAGGUUUAAUAAAUGUACAAAAAUGUCUUGCCUGUUUUCGCGUUGUCAUUAUGGGAUAUUGUGUGUAGAUUGAUGAGGGUUUAUAUUUUUUAAAUCAAUUUUAGAAUAAGGCUGUAACGUAACAAAAUGUGGAAAAAGUGAAGAGGUCUGAAUACUUUCCGAAUGUACUGUAGGCCUAUGAGAAGUACCAAUUUGUUAAAAAAAUUAGACGGUCUCCAUCUUUUGAGAACUUACGGCUCUAUCAACCAUCCACCUCUGUUCAUACCCCUCCUCCCUGUAGCUGCUGUGUUCAGACUGCCCUCCUCUUCUUUAGGGUGUUGUAACAGGUGUUUACAGUCGUCUAUCCCUCUCCCCCAGGCCUGCCAACUUCUCCUCCAGCAGCAGCAGCAGAACCCCCAGCAGCAGCAGCUCACCUCACCACAGCAGCUCCAACAGCUCCUACAGAACCAGAGG